ACAACAGCUGGCAUUGGAAGAAAACACUGCGGCGGUGUCUGCGUGUGUACACACUGCUCACAUGUACACAAGCAGACACGGUGACUGCUGUGCCCGAGAGAGAGAGAAGAGAGUCCAUCCACUCUUUCGCUUGCAUUCAAAAGCCCAUUCAGUGUUUCGCCCCUUUUGAUUUUAAUUGAUAAUCAUAUCCUCUUUUGCAUGGCGACCGUCUACGGGCUGCUGAACCAAUUCACCUUGGGCCACUGGAUUAACGUGACGUCUCUUACUCCCGGUUCCUCUCUUUUCGGUGUUCGCCAGUGAAUCUUCCAUACAGUCUUUUUUUUUCCUUUUGGAAACAAAAAGGAAGUGCACAAGUUGGUCACCACUUCCUGGUGUUCAUGACUGACGCACUUCUGAAAAACAGGAAUACGGGGUAAGACUUUGACCAACUGAAAGACACUUCAUACCGGAUGUUUGACAGCUGAAAAGAAAGCCUACGUGGUAAUCUUAAUGCACCGCUCUUGGGGAAGAGAGAAAGAAAAAAAGGGCUUAUUGAUUCUUAGAUUUCUCUCUGAUAUCGCCGGUCAUUCUGCUGACAGAGGGGUUGAUUAGAGCUGUAUUCUUCUUCAGUGAGGCGGGACUUGGCUAACAAUCGGUAGUAUUUGGCCUUUGUGCUUGCCGGGCGCUUGGUUUAUGGACUUGGCGGGUUGAACUUGAAGCGUGGGAAGGAAGCCUCAAGAAAGGAAACACCACGGCACAGUAAGAAUCUAUUGUGGAUCUAUGAUUGUUAAGUUGUUUUCAUACUCGUUGAUGAUGGCAGCAAGAUGCUGCUGAGUUAACUUCCUGUCGCAGAAGGAAACGGUGCACGCACAUUCCACGAAAGCAUUCUCAUUGCUGGCAAAAUCAGAAUCUAAUCUCAGUGCAAUAAAGCUGGAAAAAACUUCGGCAAUAACUUCCUUUUAAAAUCAGUACCAAUGUCGACAGAGGUGGACGAUUACAACUCUCGUAUGUCCAAGAGACGGCGAGUUGAUGUGGGUGUACCUAGAGGCACUCAUGCCCAUCACUCCAAUAAAAAUAGUGCCAGUGUGACCAACGGCGGAGGCUUUGAGGUAGACAACUCUGACGUGCUGCGGACUUUGCUGAAGAAUAGCAAGAAAGUUCAGAACGGGUCAACAACACCACCUUCUGAGAACUCCAGUAAUUCUCCACUAAUCAUGUCACAGUUGCUGCAAGCCAAGGCAAAGGAGAUUGAAGACUUGGAUACUUCAGUGGGGAGGAAUGAUGAGAACUCAGAGAAUGAAGGGACAGAUUUAUCAUCGGAUGAACUUGAAACAAUGGAUGGGAGUGCCAAUGAUGCAUCGGCAAUCCCUGACAACAACUCAGCCAAGCGGGUAAAGUGUAAUGGAAACAGCAGCAUAAGUACAGGCAGUAUGAGCCCUGGCAACAUGAGCCCUGGUAACUUAAGCCCGGAUGGAGAAGUCAGCCCCAAUCCUCUGAAAGAAGACAGUGUCAAGGCCAAAAGGGCCAGAGUAGAGAACAUCAUCACAUCCAUGCGCCAGUCACCGUCUUGCCCUCAGUCCAGCCAGGGAAGCAGUUUUGCGCUGGAGGUCUCGAGGCCCAAACGCAAGCAGGCCCAGCCUCAACAGCAGAAGAUGUCGGAGGAGGAUAGCAGUGCAGUCAAGCAGGUGCGACGGCAGGAACGGAGGCGCCUGAAGUACUUGCUGAGUCACUUGCAGCAGCAGCUGGAUGUCCUGCAAGAGAAGUACUUUGAUCUCUAUGAAGAGGACAACAGCAGCCUCUCUGAUGCAUCAGAUGACCUAGAUGAUUUGAACGAACCGAUAGAUACCAUGACCGCCAUUCGCAAGUGUGAGAUGACGCAAGCCAAAAGAGCAAGUCAGCCUGUCCACAGGAGAGGCUUAAAUGGAACCAUCCCCAGAGAGAGCCACCAGAAACUGCGCAACUCUCUCAAACAGCAACUGACGAAUGCCAUGUCCACUACUGUAGAUUCAGUCAUCGAUCGAUUCACUGAAGUUGAAGAGCGUCGGGUGGUCAACAACAAUAACAACAACACCAAACCUCGCUCCAGCCACCCAAAAAGCACACUGUCCGAAACGUCCAAUUCAGUACUACAGCAAGCUGCACGGACCGCCUCUCUUAUUGUACCCAUGCCCAACAAGCGAUCCAACCCUUCCCAGAGUCAGCACAGUCAAGCGCCCGUGCAUCAGUCCAACUCACACGAGCAGACUGAGGCCAUGUCAUUGGUUGUUCCAAAGCGUGGCCAUGGUAAAGAGGAGGCAUUGCCCCGCACCAGCCAAGCCGACGAGAUGAAACAGGACCACAUGAUGCCUACCAUGCUUCCAACCUCAGUUGCCAUUCCCAACCCUAGCCUCCAUCCUUCCUUUACCUCAAUAAUGAUGACUCCACCGUCCUUCACAUCAAUGUCAGAGAGCAAGGACGUGCUUCUGGAAGAUUUAAGGUAUGCGCACAGCCCUCAGCUGGGUCACCACCAUCAUCACUCUCAGCAGUCCUCCAUGAUGAACCAUGGCAGCGAUGCUGGUGAUCACCCUAUCAAUGACAGCCUGUCCUAUCCCUUCAUCAAGUCAGAUGAUAAUGACUCCUUGAUAAGGGGUUCCCCUGGCUUGUCUGAUCUCUCAGGCUACUCUGCAGCAAAUGGGACCUCCCUGACAUCCACGCUGACACCCACUCACCUGCGUAAGGCUAAGCUGAUGUUCUUCUAUGUCAGAUACCCAAGUUCUGCUCUCCUGCGUCAGUACUUCCCAGAUGUCAAGUUCAACAGGCACAACACCUCUCAGAUGAUCAAGUGGUUCAGCAACUUCCGGGAGUUUUACUACAUCCAGAUGGAGAAGUUUGCUCGUCAGGCGAUCAGCGAUGGCGUUGAGAAGAGCGAAGACCUGCUGGUGAUUCGAGACAUGGAACUCUUCAGAUCGCUCAACAUGCACUACAAUAAGAGCAAUGAGUUUAAGGUGCCAGAAUCCUUCAUGGAGGUGGCUACCACCACUCUGCGGGAGUUCUUUGAGGCCAUCCGACUGGGCAAGGACACAGAACCCUCUUGGAAGAAGACGAUCUACAAGGUCAUCGGCAAGCUCGACGAGCCCUUGCCAGAUUUCUUCAAGUCUGCCAACUGCCUAGAGGAGAUGGACUGAUGGGAUGCGGGUCAAAGGGUAAUGGUCAGAUAAAGCCCCUCCCCCAUUCUAAUUGAGUUGACAGUGUCGUUUUAUGGUAUGCGUGCAGGAAGCUUUUUUUUUUCCAGGUGGUACUGAGAUUGUUUUCAUUUUUCCUUUGUGGCAAGGGCUGGAACUUUAACUCGGUUGCUAGCAUUUCUGUCAGCAUACAUGUAAUCUCUGUCUUUCUUCCUGAAUACAAGCCUUACAAUGACAAGUGAAAGAUGCCAAAGGCAAGACAAAGUGGAUCAUGGAAAAUCACUGAGAAGAUUGUUCUGAUGUGAUGACCUAUGCCACCUGUUAGUAAUCUUCUGAUGUGGCCUGAUCGAAAGCAAUAUACAUGUAAAUGUGCCUCCAGUCCGAACAAACUUGAAAAUGCAAUGGCUUUGCCUCUGAAUGUGAUUUUUUUUGCAGGUGCCGGUACUCUGCACAUCUUGUGUGCUUGCCAUUAUGACUUCAUUUUCCAUCAGUCACAAAUAUCGAUAUUUCUUGGUGAUAACAUGUACAUGUACAUUGCAGGCUAUUCAGUUGUCUGUUUGUGAAAACCCGAAUGCAAAUAUUUCGGUGAGGAAUUGUGCCGUCACUAUACAACUCCAUAAAAAGUAUAGGCUUUGGAAUAUUCCAAGUGAAACAACUCAAAAAAGUUCUAAUCAAGUACUUUUUUAUGUAAGCUGCAUGCAUCUCAAGAGUUUGAUAAUUAAUUAAAAGAAGUUAUAAAGCAUAUUUAUGAAAACAUAUUUGAGGAAUAAUGAUUGCCAUUAUGUAUUUAUGAUUGAGAAGAAUGUAUGUUUAUCAUUAAAAACAAACAAAAUUUGCCAGUCGAUUUGAAAUACUUUACUCUUCUAACAGAACUACAUAUGUGCCUCUUUGAUCUUUGUAAUUGAAACUUUUAAAGGAAUUUUUUUGGGGGCUGGUACAGUGUGAUGAUUAUGUGUGUGGAUUAAUGUAUGAAGAAAUAUAUGAAGAAAUAUAUACUCCUCAUCAUUCCAGUCCGUGGAAAGUUUAAUUGCCUCAUCCUGAUGGCUUGGCUAUUGUCAUGUCGUGUGAGAACCAAAGCAGAUGAUUGGUAACAGGUGGUAUUCUCUCAAGGAAUACCCUAGAAGUGUGGGCCCACAGUCUAGCAGCCAAAAUUCAGUUGGGGAAGAGAUGUCAGUGAGAAUCUUUUUUUGGGGGGGGUGGAGUAAUCAAACGAUAUGAUUUUGUUCAUUUGCUGAUUGUUUUCUAGGUUUGCAGCAAGAGUGCAAUUUUUUUUCCAUGGACUCCGACAAGCAUGCAAAAUCUUUUAUCUUUUUUUGGUCUGUGAUUGUUCUUUCAAUUUAGAGGGACCUACUUUGUGAGAUACUUUAUUUUUUAUUAAAAAAAAAGCACCUCGUGUAUGUCACAAACUGUGUGUACAUGUAUACCAUGAAUAGGAAUGAACAACUUGCGAUAUGACCACCUGUCACUGCACAGCCUGGUGAAAUGUCCUCUCCUUGCUCCUCCCCCUCCUUUUUUUAAAAGAAAAAAAGUACUAACAAAUGAGGGCUUUCUGUUUGAAUAACUGGAUCCGGCAUAAAUUGAGGGGAUGGGGAUGGACAGGGUUGUUGAUCCUUCAUGACAAUUAUUCACUCUGCUCCUUUGCGGGCUCCUUCCGUUCCUCGGCUGUCUGUCUUGGCCCGUGUGCUCGACUUGUCAGGACCGAUGAGCAGUGCACGAGAUCACAGUUAAUAUUCAAGAUGGCGUCACCUCUCAUUACCCUUGCUAAGAGCUGGGUGAGGACAGGAAAUAUCCAUUGCAGCUGUCAAACUAAAUUCCGAUUGCAUGUAUUAGUGUUCUAAACAUAUAUAUCUAUAAAAUCUUUCUUAGCUGCGGAGAUCAAGGAGGAGAUAGGACUUUGACAGUGCUACUGUGCACUGCAGGGAAAAGUUGGUGCAUGGUUAACUUCUACUCUGGGUGACCUUGUUUUUUAUAUCACAGACCUAUUUUAAAGGGUAAUUCAAACAUGAAUGCAACAUUGUGAUGUCAGAUCAAGUAUUGGUUCAUGCUGCGAAUUUGCAAAGAUUGAGCACAUUUCAGUGCAAGUGGAGUUUUCUACAAAUGUUUUGUGAAGUCAAAUUUGCUUUGCUUUUGCAUUCACAUAUGAAAUGGCCUUAAGUAAUCAGAUAUUAUGUCAUAAUUCUGCGCUCUGCCCACUUCUGAACCUACUGACACGUUUUAAUUGGUUUGAAAGGUACUAGCAUGUAUGCAGGAGAACCAGAGGCAAUUCUAUUUGAAAUGGAACAGUGACAGUAAAUAUUUGGAAAUGAAUGGAAUCAAAGAAAAGUUUCUGCUUCAUUUUUCUGGUUCAAUAGGAAAGAAAGGUGUGUUUCCAAUUUUUUUGUCUAACCUUUUUCAUGUUUCUUGAAUUUGUAGAAAUGUUUUGUCUUCUUCAAAAUGUAAGAGUACUAUAUUUACAUGUGUGUUCUGAGUUCAUUGUCACAGAGUGAAGAAAUUAUGACCAGCUGAUUUAUUCUCCAUUGUGCAGGACUUGACAGUACCUCUUAAACAUCUUGUGUGAGCUGUACUGGUACUUUGGCAACCAACAUUAAUUUGUUUCGUAACCCCCCAAAUGGAUUCAAACUGAUGGGCGAGAAACUGAAAAUUUGUCAAAUCAGGCUUUCAGUACGGCAGAGGGACAUUUAGGCCAAUUGAUAUCUGCACUUUAAAAAUGUCUAUCAAUCUUAAAGAGAAAAAUUGUGACUGAUGAUAGCAGUGCCUCAUCUUGUCUCAGUGCCCUACCCAGCUCUUUUGCAUGGGGAAAUAUUACUCAUUUGAACAGAGCACACAAUCUGCACCAUAUUUCAAUACCAACUGUGCCUUUUUUUCAAGACAAUACAGUUUUUGUCCAGUUAUGAAUCUGGUCAUGUUUGAUUUUUUAAGGAGACAAUUUACCAGUUUAAGAAAUUGUACAGCAGUUUUAAAAAUAAUAACAAAAAAUAAUAAAAACAAAUGUUAAUGCUUUGUUGUCAUCCAAAUCUAAAUGUUUUACUGUGGUACUGGGUGGGUUUGUAUUUUUUAUGGUAAGGGAUUAUCUUUUUUCCCAUAUAGCCUGUAAUAUACAUUUUGUAGUUUGAAUACAGUAGAUUUGUAGUGGACAAAAGUUAUAUAUUUAUUGAAAAUGUUUACAACAUGAAAAGUUGUCGACUUGGUUGAAGCAGUUUGUGCCUUUCCCCACUGUGGCCUAUGAUGGUAAUUAGUGCUUGUUUUGAGCAGUACAAAUUCUGAAUACUUUUUAAAGAUUUUUUUUCUUUCUCUGUAAAGGAAAGUAAAGAACAAAACUGAUUUGUUGAAAAUGUAAAAUUUCAACAGUACUUUGGGACAACUCAAGUCAUAUUAAGAUAAAAUGAUUUCAGAGUAAACAGAUGUUAUUUUUCCUAGUUAAUUGAAUGUGUUUUGUGACAAGAUAGAAAUUGAUACCUCUCUACUAAUUGAGUGUGAAGCUCAAAUGGCACACAUUAAUUUGCUCCAUUCCUAAUUUGUUAUUUACCUAAAGCAAUACCUGUAAAUGUGUAAAUAUCAGUUAUCCACUUCUUGGAACUCAUCCAUUCCUUAAUCUCUCAAGUUACUCAAAUUCAGAGAAAAGAAUCCAAGCAGUUUGCCAGUGGGCAAACCAGUGGAUGGUUUGAUGAACAGGUGAAAUGGUUUGCCCCAAAAAUAGCAAUGCAGUACUUUGUAAGACCUAAGCUAGCCUUUGUUAAAAAAGAAGUGGAGCAAAUGUUAAAAUUUGUGUGGAAUAUUGUGAAUGAUGGUCAUUGGUAAUUUUUUUUAUUAGAGUUUCCUUGAAAGGGACGUGUAUUUUUUUCUAUUGAAUUGAUUAAUGUUGCCUGUCAUGGUCGAUUAUCUGUGCACAGUGAGAAUCUUCAGUCGUGCUUCUUGAUGAGAAUGCCAAACAAUACCAACUGUUUCAUACCAGAUAGAUGACCACUCAUCGUACCAAAAAAAAAAGGAUAAAACAGAAAAUCCUCUCCAUUGCCUUGUAUUUCUUCAGCAGUUAUGUCAAAACUUUUUCUUGCCUUCUGGAUGUUUCUUGCCCAGCCAUUUACUCAAACAUCUUCAUCUUGCUUGGCCACUUCAUGUUUUUGUCCUCUGAAUCAACUCAGCUGUUUGUCUUAAGGCUUGAAGUUUGAAGUUGAGUCCAACAAUAAAUUGCAGAUUUGUAGUCUGGUCUCGCUUCAGUCACUUUGCAACAAUUUAAUAUUACUUACUUUAAUUCAUUUCAAGCGUUAUGGCCCUGAGUCAUUGCAUAGGCAAGGUUAUUACAUGUAUGUGCCCAGCUAGCUAGGUACCUGGAUUAUGUGUGGCCAGGCCGUCUACUCUAAUAUCAGAAUUAUUGGCAAACAUUUAUGCAUUCUGUCAAGUGCUCGUCUGGCUCUCUCUCGUGACAGUAAUCAGCCGAAUGGUUUACAGUGCCUUCAAUAGGAAAGCAUUCUUAUCUCAAAUGAGAGAUGGAAAAGAAAAAUUGACGGGACUCAUGCCAAGUUGCAAGGUUCUUGCCUGGUCGUGUGAUUGAAGAGUGUCAUUUUCGUGAUCUUGUGGCCAGUGCUUUGUCUCUGAGCUUGCUUGAUUCCGUGGGUAUUUUGCGACAUUCCAUAGACUGGUAGCAAAUUAGACAUUUUAUUGUACAAAAAAUUUGGUAAUCAGAUGAGUGCCUAGGAAUUUAUACAAAAUAAUGGAGAAAGGGCUAUUCCAAGUAAAUAAUUUGAUAUUUGAGCUUUCAGUUUGUGUCUCUUGAAAUAGACAAGGCUCAGUGCAGUACAGUUUUUUCUUAAUAUUGAUAAACAUGUUUGGAAUUUGCCUUUCAAAUUGGAAAUACUGCAUUUUGCAACAAAUUUAAUAUCUUUAACUGGUUGUGUGAUGAUGAUGAUGAUGGGGUUUUGUCUGGGGCCUUAGGAUUGUUGAUGAAACAUGUCUUUAUUUUCUUGAAAUUUGAUUUUGUUUAAACCUCACUUAAUUAUUAUAAUCAUUAUGAUACAACACUACACCAUUUUAUUUACUUCUGAAUGAAACCUCAUCGGCAAGUCAUCACUAGACAAUUUUGUUUCUGCUGCAAGACCUCCAAAACUCAACAGGAAGCUAAAGUUUUUGUUAAUGUUUAUCUGAUUUCUGUUCAAUUAUCAUCGACAAGAUUCUGAUACUGAAUAGGAAGCAUUCUGUCUUUCUUGCUGACACCUUCUUCACUCAAACACAAGUAUUCUUGGUGAUUAGAGCAUUUUUUUUCCAAGUGAUUGUCCUGUUUGCAUGCAAUAUUUCUUACUCUAGACAUUGAAACAAUUCUAAUAUGGAGGAUUUGCGGUUAAUACUUGUUUGUAUGAGAUCGACCUAUUCAGAAGGGGAAAAAUCCACAAGAACUCUGCAUUCCAUUGUAUAUUAAUCACAGUAUGAAACUACUUUCUUCUUUCUACAUGUUAUUUCAGUGCAUUUCUGAGUAAUUUCGUUUGUGAGUCUGUUUGUUCUGGCAGUGCCUUGACAAAUCUCAUAAGUCUCACUGUGUACUUAUUUUCAUUUGAUUGUUUUAAGUUGGAGUUUUUGUGUGUGUAUAUAUUUAGUCAGUGAGUUUGAUUUCUGUCUUUCAGUUUCUCCAAUCUCUACAAUAUCUUAAUGAUACACCUGCUAUGUAUGCCAAUCUCUGUAAAUUUGGGUUCAUUUGAAAAAGUUUAUUCAAAAGUGAUCAAUUCCAGAAUUUCUCAAGUUUUGAGAUUUAAAUUCUUAUGCAUCUGCUGCAUAUACUGUAGAUUUUAGUGUCUUACAAAAGGCAACUCAUUAAUUUGAGGUAUUAUUGGCAAUUUUUUUACAUCAGGUAAAGUGGUAGAUAUGCUGUAAUGUUCUCUUGCUUUUGACUUGUUUUUAUGCUGUAGUUUUAACUGAAUUUUACAAUUACAAGUUAUUGAAAUGAAUUAGGCUAGAAAUGGACAGCUUCUUAUGUUUUUGUUCCAAAUAUUUAACUUCAAAGAAGUUGGUUAAUUUGGGAAUUUUGGGUUAGAUACGACAUUUUGACAAUCCUUUUAUUGAAUAAAUCAGUUACUGGUUUUCUGGA
Molecule: messenger RNA, 9213 nt
Organism: Acanthaster planci (crown-of-thorns starfish)
Lineage: Eukaryota; Metazoa; Echinodermata; Asteroidea; Valvatida; Acanthasteridae
Product: prospero homeobox protein 1-like
Source: RefSeq, a predicted model, not a curated record